Messenger RNA from Lolium rigidum, 2256 nucleotides. RefSeq names its product trihelix transcription factor GT-2-like. The coding region runs from base 1 to 2256 and encodes 751 amino acids. The record is from RefSeq and is a predicted model, not a curated record. The transcript is spliced from 4 exons. Lineage: Eukaryota; Viridiplantae; Streptophyta; Magnoliopsida; Poales; Poaceae.
AUGCAGCACACGCAGCAGCAUCAAUGCGGUGGCGGGCCUCAGUACGGCGCGCCGCCGCCGCCGACGGACAUGGGCCCGUUCUCCACGCCGCCGCCUGCUCCGGGCCCCAUGCCGCUCAGCAGCCGCCCCCCGCCGACACCGAGCCAGCAGCAGACGCAGCAAGGCUACGACGAAUUGGGCGGCUCCGGCAGCUUCCCCGACGACGAUAUGGCCGGCGGCGACUCAGGCGGCGUGCUGGGGUCGGGUGGCGGCGGCAACCGCUGGCCAAGGGAGGAGACGCUCGCGCUCAUCAGGAUCCGGUCAGAGAUGGACGCCGCCUUCCGCGACGCCACGCUCAAGAGUCCCCUCUGGGAAGAGGUCUCCAGGAAGCUUGCGGAGCUGGGCUACAAGCGAAACGCCAAGAAGUGCAAGGAGAAGUUCGAGAACGUGCACAAGUACUACAAGCGCACCAAGGAGGGCCGCACCGGCCGCCAGGACGGCAAGAGCUACCGCUUCUUCCAGGAGCUCGACGCGCUGCACGGCCCAACCAUCGCCCACCCGCCGCAGCUACCGCCGGCCAGUGCCGCCCCGCAGCAACUGCAAGCCUUCGCCACGCCCGCACCCAUGAGCGCAAUGCCGCCGCCGCCAGGCCCGAUCCAGCCGGCGCCCAUAUCCUCCGCGGCGCCGGCUACGGAGCACCACCCCAAGCCGCCGCCGCCCCUCAGCCUGCAAGGCCUGAGCUUCCCGUCCAUGUCCGAGUCAGACUCGGACGACGACGAGGAGUUCGAGGACGACGAGAUGACCGCGGAGACCGGCGGCAGCCCGGACGGCCUCGGCAAGCGCAAGCGCGGCGGGAGCAGGAAGAUGAUGGCUUUCUUCGAGGGGCUGAUGAAGCAGGUCAUCCGGCGGCAGGAGGAGAUGCAGCUGCGGUUCCUGGACACCAUGGAGAAGCGGGAGGCGGAGCGCACGGCCAGGGAGGAGGCGUGGCGCCGGCAGGAGGUCGCCCGCCUCAACCGCGAGCAGGAGCAGCUCGCGCACGACCGCGCCGCCGCGGCCUCACGCGACGCCUCCAUCAUCGCGUUUCUCCAGCGGAUCGGCGCGCAGGCCGUGCAGGCCCCGCCCGUCGUCAUCCCCAUGCCGAUGCAGGUGCAGACCCCGCCGCCGCCGAAGCAGCCGAGGCAGCAGCUGCCGCCCCCGCCGCAGCCCGCGCAGCUGCCGAAGCCCAUCCCGGCCGCGCCGCUCCAACAGCAUACGCCGCCGCCACAGCCACAGCCCGCACCGCAGCCGAAACCCAUCCCUGCCGCGCCGCUCCAACAGCAGCCGCCCGUGCCGCAACCACAGCUCAAGGAAACAACGACGCACCAAGAGGCGGGGAUGCCACGCAGCGCGCCGACACCGCCUCCCGGCGGCUCAUCGCUCGAGCUGGUUCCCGUCGCCGCGGAGCAGCACGGCGAGGCCGCUGGUCACGGCGGAGGAGGGGACAGCGGCGGGGGCGCGUCGUCGUCGCGCUGGCCCAAGACGGAGGUGCACGCGCUGAUCCAGCUGCGCAUGGACAUGGACAACCGCUACCAGGAGAACGGGCCCAAGGGUCCGCUCUGGGAGGAGAUCUCCGGCGGGAUGCGAAAACUGGGCUACAACCGGAACUCCAAGCGCUGCAAGGAGAAGUGGGAGAACAUCAACAAGUACUUCAAGAAGGUCAAGGAGAGCAACAAGAGGCGGCCCGAGGACUCCAAGACUUGCCCUUACUUCCACCAGCUCGAGGCCAUCUACCGCAAGAAGCAGCACACCGGCAGCAUACUCCCUCCUGCUGGCAACGCUGGCAACGCCGUCGUGUCUGUCUCCUCCGCCGCUGUCACGGAACAGCAGCUUAGCCUCAACCGGCACGAGAUAGAGGGGAAGAAGAUCAAUGACAUCGACAAGAGAAACAACGGAGGAAUUGGAGUGACGCCGCAGGUGCCGACCAGCAAUGGCCAGACAACGCCGCCGACGACCACGUUCGACAUUGAUCUCGGCGACAAGAAGCCAGAAAACACUAUGAGGGAGCUGGCCGAGCAGCCGCGCCGGGAGUUCAUGACGGACGAGACUGACAGUGACGACAUGGGCGACGACUACACUGACGACGGGGAGGACGGCGAGGACGACCGCAACAUGUACAGGAUACAGUUCCAGAGACCAAACCCGGUCGGCACCAACAAUGCACCUCCACCGGCAACGACGCCGACGACCGUGGUGCCAACAUCAACUCCGGCGAGCUCCUUCCUUGCAAUGGUCCAAUAG